AACAACUCGCAGAUGUAAACCUGUUAACUAUGAUAUGGAAAUAUAUGCGUCAUUAAUUGUGUUCUGGAUCCCGGAGCAACAGAUGAACAGAAAGCCAUACAACAAACUACAAAAACUACAAAAAGCCAUAACCGACUGGGACAAUAAUUCGCGCUGUUUUUACUGCUCUUAGUAUCGACUAGAAACCUGUGCUUCUGUUGUCGGCGUGUCAGUCAGACUCUUGGUGGUUUGUGAGUAAAAACAAAAAAGAAAAAAAACCCAUGAUGUGUAGGCUUUGUCUAAAGAGAAACUGCAGGGAGGACAAGGAGGAGACAGACAUUUUCCCUGUCAGAGACUGAAAAGAGGAGCACUGGGCCAGCAGCAGACUACUGUGGCUGUGAACAGACAUAUAAGUGCUUCCUAGAUCAAAGCAAGGAAGGAGCUGUCCUGCUGUCAGAUUUACAAAAAGAGACAAAGACAGAAAGCAAGUAAGCAGUGGAGCUGCGACGUCAGCUGAUUAUUGAUUGUUACUAAAACUGAGUGCUUUACCCACCUGGACAAUAUAGACUCAGCUUGCAUCAAAGGGGAAAACCAACAAUAGCCUCUACCAGAGUAAAAGGAGGAGGGGGAGUGACCAGUAGCCAGAGAGAGGCAGAGAGCAGGGAACCAGUUUCCUUUCUCUCUCUUCACCCGUGUCCUUGUCAGGCUGGCUGGUGCAGCCAUGGCGUUCACCUUUGCGGCCUUCUGCUACAUGCUCACCUUGGUACUGUGUGCAGCUCUCAUCUUCUUUGUCAUAUGGCAGAUCAUUGCGUUUGAUGAGCUUCGCACAGACUUCAAAAACCCCAUCGAUCAGAGCAAUCCCACCAGAGCGAGAGAAAGGAUUCUCAACAUUGAAAGGAUCUGCAACCUGCUUCGUAGGUUGGUGGUACCGGAGUACUCCAUCCACGGUCUCUUCUGCCUGAUGUUCAUGUGUGCUGGAGAGUGGGUCACACUUGGCCUAAAUAUCCCGCUGCUCUUCUACCAUCUGUGGAGGUUUUUUCAUCGGCCCGCUGAUGGCUCAGAGGUCAUGUAUGAUCCUGUCAGCGUGAUGAACGCGGACAUUCUCAACUACUGUCAGAAAGAGUCCUGGUGUAAGCUGGGCUUUUAUCUUCUCUCAUUUUUCUAUUAUCUCUACAGUAUGGUCUACGCCUUGGUGAGCUUCUAACAAACAGGAGAAAUGAAGAAAUAAAAUAACUGUAAAAGAAAAAUUGGAGAACAAACGGAGACACAAACCUUUACUUUCUCCAUGUAUUCUGACCUUUCUGGCUUUGGGCUUUGGAAGUCUAACUUUGGACAAAGCAUGAAGAACAAUUUGAGUGAAUGUGAAUUUUUUCGAAAAAGCCUCUUUUCGAUUGUAUCAUUGUACACCCGAUACUGCUGUCGGACAACCGGAUGAAAUCUUGAAGGACUGAAACGCAGGUGUUUGUGUUGCCUUUGACCCAUUUUACAAUUUAACAAUACUUCUGAAGGGCUGGAUUUUCCCCACGCUGCUCUUAAUAAUCCAGUCGCUCAACUCACUGUGAAUCUCCAAACACUUGGGGACUGGAAAAUGAAAAAUUAUGUCUGUAUUCUUUGACUUUGACAAUGUACUAAAAGCAGGAUUGUUUUGCAUAUGGAAACUCUGACGUCAAACCGUUACUCUGAUCGUGUUGCAGGAAAUGGGUUAGCAGUGUAAGAGGUUUAAUGGAGUGUGCACAGACACCUUUAACCAGGACAGAGGAUAAAGAUUUGCCUGAUGCCAGUCUCUGCCAAACGCAAAGUCAAAUGAGACAAAAAAUAAAUGAAAAAUAAAGCAAGGAAUUAUCCUGGUUUGACUUAAAUAAGUUUGACUUUAAGGGUCAAUGCUUAUGAUGCGCAUUCAAAAUAGGUGUGUCCAUACGUGAGAGGGCAUAUUUUACACUAUGUGCUAGGUUCAUGCUUUCCAAAGAGCGUUCAGCUCAAACAUGCCAAAAUGUUACCGCUGAAAAUCAUUGUGCCAAAUAUAAAAUCAAGGUCAAAAGAAAAAUGAUGAGACUAGAAAGUAGUUGCAGUAUUUUGUGCUCUCAGACCUUAUCUUUAAUUCUACUUUCUUUAGCACAUUAUUUUAUUGGCACAGUAUUUUUUUUCCUCAAAAAACAAACAAAAAAACUUUAGUUUUGUU
Messenger RNA from Oreochromis aureus, 2158 nucleotides. RefSeq names its product cornichon family AMPA receptor auxiliary protein 2 (gene cnih2). Gene Ontology annotation, cellular component: dendrite; synapse. The coding region runs from base 701 to 1183 and encodes 160 amino acids. The record is from RefSeq and is a predicted model, not a curated record. NCBI's taxonomy places the organism in Eukaryota, Metazoa, Chordata, Actinopteri, Cichliformes, Cichlidae. Gene Ontology annotation, biological process: regulation of AMPA receptor activity; vesicle-mediated transport. The transcript has 6 exons.